Messenger RNA from Brassicogethes aeneus, 755 nucleotides. NCBI's taxonomy places the organism in Eukaryota, Metazoa, Arthropoda, Insecta, Coleoptera, Nitidulidae. The record is from the annotation of a GenBank genome assembly.
GCUAAUUUGUUUUAUUUUAUUAAAAACUAAUUUAAAAUGUCAAUAUUUGUGUUAUUUCUAUUACAGGCAAUUUUAAGUGCAUUAGUCGCCUUAUCAACACAUGCAUCUGCUUUCUUUUGGAGUUCGCAAUCUAGUCCACAACACACCCUUCAAGUCUACCCUAGAAGAAUUCUGCCCGGUCCGGUCCUGCUAGUCGAAGCUGACCCCCAAUACCAGCAAGUUCCAAUGCAAGGGCCACCCCAGAACGCUUACUCUUCCCCCCAAUACUCCAACAACCAGUAUUCCGCCAGUCAGUAUUCUGCCAGUCAGUAUUCUGCUCCCAGUCAAGCUCAUCAGCAAUUCAAUGCGGCUCCCAGUAUAGAGGGCGUGCAAUACGUGCCCUGCUUCUGCCCUGCCGCCUCGGAUAACAAAUUCGAGCAGCCGAUUCCAGCUUCAGAAUUUUACAGCCGUCCUAUGUACCAGGUGUUGCAACCGCAUCAGCAACAGCAGCAGCAGCAGCAGCAGCAGUCAUCGACCAACCCAGAGACAAACAAAAAGCAGUAAAAAAACCCAACAGGAAAAACCAUCCGAGUCUGUCAGUUAAAAACUGACCGAGAUAACUUAUUAUUUUUUAUAUUAUUUACAUUGUAGUUCAACUACGAAAGUAUUUAUUUAUUUAUUUGGAUUGAAUAACCGCCAAAGUUAUUUAUUUCUUAGGUUUUAUUCUUGCCAUAAUUUUAUUUAUUAACGACUGCAAAUGACUUAUUUACACAAGA